AUGGUGUUCCUGGGUACAGACGGCGCAGUUGGAAGCUGCGAUAGCGAUGGCGACUCUCUGUUUGGCGAAGGCGAAGCAGACUUUGACUCUGCAUCGUUGUUUGGUGACGGCGACGAUGAUGGCAAUGGUUCGAACUCCCCUUUUAUGGAUACGACCUUGCCACCGUCACCACCUGCCUCCUGCAGCAGCAGCACCUUUACUGGUUUAACGCUGCCGGCUCCUCCAAAACCACCGGCACCGCUUCUACCACCGCGAUCAACGUUGGUUCUGCCCAGCCCUCCACCAAUCACUGUGUCACAGCCAGAACUGAAUCUGGAGUCUCUUCCACAAACCCCGCCAGUCUCUCAAGGACCCGCAUCACCCCUUGCGAGUGCUGAAACGCAACGUCCUGAGCUGCAGCAUACUUUCCCAACACCACCCUGCGAAGGCGCGCAAGCUCAAGGACAAUUAGACGUUAGUACCCACAGCUUCACGCUGGCCGACGAUUUCCAAGUGUCUUGGGACUCGGAGCUUAUCUGGCCAGACUGGGCAGAUUUUACUCAGGAAGAUCUCGCAAUUGACUUUUCAUUACCUGAACCAGACUUCGUUCGUGACGCUCAAGCAUGUCCGGACAUACUACAGAACUGGGACUUGAACCUAGAGCUCGAUGCGUUUCAGGAUCUCGGCGCUCCCCAAUUCGAGCUCCCAUCAGAAAUCUCGCCUGUGGAACUCCCGGGUGAUGUGGAGAUCCGUUCGGAGAAUUGCAUGCCUCGCCGAAUAGACGGCCCUGACGGCGACCCUGAGAGUCUUGUUGAGUUCAUCCCGGCAUUUACCGCCAAGACUACCAAAGAGCAAGUCUUUCAGUCGCUCGGCCUGUGUCGCUUGCACCACACAGCUCUCAUGCGGGAGCUGAGAGAUUUCUUGUCCGACCCUUCCAAUGCGCAUCAUAGGCAAGAGCUGCAAUCUCUACAGCAGGAGGUUAUGAAGAAAGCUUUUAUCAGGCUCUCACUAAAGUUCCUCCAACACACUCUUCAUGGUUUGGAAUGUCGAGCCAUUCAGUGGUUCGGGCUUGCCUCUGUUCCCCAUAGGGCAGCUAAGUCGCCUAUCUGGCCAGACGAUUCUUCCGAGUAA
This is a messenger RNA of Pyricularia oryzae 70-15, 1110 nucleotides long. RefSeq lists its product as uncharacterized. Bases 1 to 1110 code for a protein of 369 amino acids. The transcript is spliced from 2 exons. NCBI's taxonomy places the organism in Eukaryota, Fungi, Ascomycota, Sordariomycetes, Magnaporthales, Pyriculariaceae. The record is from RefSeq and is a predicted model, not a curated record.